AUGUUCUUAGUUGCUUUAGCUCGUUCUAGAUUUGGCGUUGGAAAAAUUGGGGUGUUUCCUUUCAUUACUCAUGAGCCGGCUAAAAGAAGUAGUGUCAAUAGAGUUGCGGGAACAAUGGAAACAAAGCCAAUAACUUCAAUUAUUAGGGAUGUUAUGAAGUUGUAUUUGAUCGAAAAAGUAUUACCUGCCAUCAAGAAAAAAUGGCCAAGAGAGGAGUCACAUUUACCGAUAUUUAUACAACAAGAUAAUGCUAAUACACAUAUCAGCCUUGACGAUGUUGAUUUUCAGCGAGCUGCCUUAAAAGAUGGAUUUGAUAUACGUUUAAUGUGUCAGCCUGUGAAUUCUCCUGAUUCUAAUGUGUUGAAAUUAAGAUUUCUUGCAGCCAUUCAAUCUUUGCAAUAUAAAGAGGCACCAAAAAAUGUUGAUGAGAUGAUAAAUGUCGUUAUUAAAUCCUUUGAAGUUUUUCCUAUAGUAAAAUCUAAUCAUAUAUUCCUAGCAUUGCAACUUUGUAUGUUAGAAAUAACGAGCGCAAAGGGUUCACAACAAUACAAGAUUCCACAUAUGAGAAAAUCAACUUUGGAAAGAACCGAGGAGCUUUCAACUCAAAUCAAAUAUGACGAUGCACUUAUACAAGAAGUCGUUGAGUAUCUUAAUAUGAGUUCAUAG
Mercurialis annua (annual mercury) is the source of this 666-nucleotide messenger RNA. RefSeq lists its product as uncharacterized. Lineage: Eukaryota; Viridiplantae; Streptophyta; Magnoliopsida; Malpighiales; Euphorbiaceae. The record is from RefSeq and is a predicted model, not a curated record. The transcript has a single exon. Gene Ontology annotation, molecular function: nucleic acid binding. The coding region runs from base 1 to 666 and encodes 221 amino acids.